Molecule: messenger RNA, 4177 nt
Organism: Glossina fuscipes
Lineage: Eukaryota; Metazoa; Arthropoda; Insecta; Diptera; Glossinidae
Gene: Pat1
Product: amyloid protein-binding protein 2
Exons: 8
Coding region: 216-2159 (647 amino acids)
Biological process (GO): intracellular protein transport
Molecular function (GO): protein binding
Source: RefSeq, a predicted model, not a curated record
UCUUUGUUUUAUUAGUCUAACCAGAAAUUGUCCGAACAACUAUUGUUUAUACAGGAUCUUCAAUUUUGUGUUUUAAUGGAAAUAUGUUCGCUAUACCGUAUCAAGUGUAGAGGAAGAUUUUUUAAAAAAAAUUGUUUUGUUUAAAAAAGAGUGAAAAACGUUUAUAAGCAAAAUCGAAAGUGUAAACAGUAUUGUGUUCCAUUACUUUUGGGACAAUGGCGACAAUGGCGCAACUGACUUCUGCUAGGUCAGGAAAUCGGGAAACUUUGUAUGGCAGAUGCUUAUGUUGUUUUGUGACAAACCUAAAUUAUAAUCAAUGCAAUCUAAGUCGUGUCCAGUAUUUACGAUAUUUACCUCCGGGAGUACUUAUUGACAUCUAUGUAAUGAUGUCUCAUCGAGAUGAUUUAAAGGACAUGUUGUUCGAACAAUUAGCAGACCUAGAAAUAUUUGAGCGUUUGUUACGCUUUGAUCCCUCUCGGCAGAAAUUAUUUUGCUGCUUGGCUACAUUAAUGGGUAAAGGCAAGCCAUUAGCGACACAAUUACAACAAAAUUUCACAUUACGCUUUAAACAAAAAGAAAGGCAUACUUUGAAAACAGCAUCUAAAUUAGCGACUUUAGCUAAGGCAAAACUAGCUUUGGUUACGGCGUGUUCCAGUUUUAAUAGCAACAAGUGGGGAGACCGCAAGUAUAAUCAAUGUGACGAUGAUUUACUGCGGCAGGCCGACUCCACAGCUUUCGAUGACGACAAACAAAAUGGUGUGGAUGUUAUAGACUUUGGCUUGCGUCUGGGCUCGUUUCUUUCUGAAGCUGGCUGGCUAUCGCAGAGCAUUGAAAUCCUUUCCUGUGUCAGUUUAAAACUUAAAACUAUAGAACUUGAUCCUAAAUUGAAAAUUAUCCAAGUAGAUUGCUUGCAAAGACUUUUACACUCUGAAGCUGCUUUAAGUAAUUUCAAAUCUGCCGAACGUACUUUUAAUAAAUUAACAAAUCUACUGACAGAUAUAGCGGCAGAAAGCAUACCCAAGCCCUUACUGGCUAACACCUACACUCAGUUUUCGGAGAUGUAUUUUGCUCGUAAUGAAUACGAUUACAGUCAUAUGUGGAGUGCGAUGGCCAUACAGAAUCUUGAAGAGAGUACGCCGGAGAGAAUAACAAUAGAUGUUUUGCGGCAAGCUGCAAAGGCAUGUGUAGUAAAGAGAGAUUUUCAACGAGCCAAUAUGUUGAUUUGUCAGGCUAAGCAAAGAGCAAAGAACGUUUUCGGCUCUAAGCAUCAAAAAUACGCGGACACUCUACUGGAUUAUGGCUUCUUUCUAUUGAAUGUUGAUUGUGCCUAUCAGAGCGUCAAUGUAUACAUUGAAGCCCUGGAUAUCAAGCGAUAUAUAUUCGGGAAUCGCAAUUUUCAUGUGGCCCUUGCUCAUGAAGAUCUCUCGUACGCAUAUUACGUGCAUGAAUACAGUACCGGUAAUUUUACCUGUGCUCGCGAUCACGUGGAAAAAGCUGUCGACAUCAUGCAGGACUUGGUACCCAGUGACCAUUUGAGAUUGGCUUCAGCAAAACGUGUAAAAGCUUUGCUUUUAGAAGAAAUCGCUUUAAAUAAAAUGGCAGAAGGUGCUGACGACGAGGGCUUACUGAAGCAAUCUGAAGAUCUGCAUAAGUUUGCAUUACAGUUAUCACUUGAAGUAUUCGGUGAAGUAAAUGUACAAACAGCUAAACUGUAUGGUAAUUUAGGCCGUCUUUAUCAAACCAUGAACAGAUUUGAGGAAGCUGAGCGUAUGCAUCAAAAAGCGAUUGAAAUAAAAACUGACCUUCUUGGGCCUUAUGAUUAUGAAGUGGGGUUGUCUAUCGGCCACUUGGCUUCUUUGUACAAUUAUCAAAUGAAAAAGUAUCGCGAAGCCGAAGAACUCUAUCUACGUAGCAUACAAAUCAGUUUGCGUGUGUUUGGAAGUUCGUAUUCCGGUUUAGAGUAUGACUACUUGGGCUUGUGUCACGUAUAUGAAACUCUAAGGGAAUAUGAAAAAUACUUAAUGUACGCACACAUCUUAGAGAAUUGGCAAAUACUGCGCAGCCAAAAUUUAACAAUGAAUAAAUCGAUUUACCCUGCAAUCAGUGAAGAAUGUUCCCUAGAAGAAAUUAAGUGGCAGUUUUUCAAUGCCCAAUCCUAACUGAAAUUGUUGUUGUGUUGUGGUGUUAUUCUGUAAAAUUAUAUUAUAUACACAUAGAAAUAUAAAUAUUCGUUGAAUGUGUAUUAUAAGCGUCGUGCCGUUCAUACCCACCAUGCAUUAACAAGAUUAUCAUGGAGAGAACAUAAAAUAUAAUAAAUAAGCACAUAUAGUUUAAAUAAUAAUUAUUUUUGUUAGUCAAUCAAGAAAUUCAAUUUUUGUAUAUGUAUAUGCCCACAUAUACAAUAUUUUUUACGUUAUAUACCGAUAUUAUCUAAAUCUAUGCGUAUGCACACUACUCAAAAACCGUAAUUUUAUAUACAACUUGUGAUUGCCGGAUUGCCCGAUUUUUAUAUAAACCCAGAAGUGAGCUUAUUUGGUCCUUCCACUACUUGCUUCCAAAAUGGACUCGAAUUCUAUUUUUAACAACAAUGCAAGGCGAAACCUAUAUGCAACAUAUAUUACAACCUGGAAACCUUACCUAUGAAAUUUUAUCAAAUCGUGGAAAAAUUAAUUGGUAAAAGUCUGAGAAUUGCCAACCUAUAUUUUGGUAUUUUUAUGAUAGCCAUUGCAUGCUUACAUACAUGUAUAUAUUACUGUUAUUUUAGCCAUCUACAUGCUUUGUAUCAGUUACGUUCAAUGUACCGGAAUACGCGUCAAACGCUUUAUAAUACAGCAAAACUUACGAUAUAUUUGGAACCUAUCAUUUCUCAAAAAUUUCAAAGAUAAGUCCCUAUGUAAAUUAAUCACGCUAAAUAAUUCUUGUUUUACCUUUUUGUGAAAAAGAAUUUGAUUGUGAAAAUUGGUUUUGUAAACAGAACUAAUAUUCCGAUUUUCUCCUAGAAAUCGACGAUUGUCUAGACAGAAGAUUGAUUGACAUUUUUAAAUCCGAUACGUAUGCAACAUAUAUCAUUACAUAACACUUACGGCCAACUAACGUUUAAGUUUAAUCCGACAAAUAAUAUAAACAAAGUAGGCUGCAUAUAUAUUUUGUAGCAGAGAAAUACAAAGAAUCCAAUAGGCUUUGUUCGUAAGCUUUUUCGACAUCCUUGCGCAUAGAUAAUUUAGAAGAUUUUGGCUGUUAAUUCAUGGCUUUGCUUUCUAAGUUAUAAAAACCGUUUCAAUGGUAUUGUUCUUACUAAGGAUAGUUAAGAAAAAUAUACGCGUUUUCUCCAGAUUGAUGGUUUGCUAAUAAAUAAACUUUAAAUCUACGACAUGUUCACAAAUAAUUUAGUUUGAGAUAAAUGUUUUAAUUAGAUAAGCAACGUUGUCUAUAUGUAUAAAACCAUGCAAGAAAUGAAACUGAAUUUGAUUUGAAUCGAAAUUUUACAUUCUAAGCAAUGUUCUGAUACAUAUGUAGUUCCAAGGGUCCACAUUUUGUAUAUGUAUGUGUGUGAGUAUGUGUGUUGUAAUAAGAGUAGUAUAGGUAGUUUUCAUAUAAGAAAAAAUCGUAGUUCUUUGAUUCUUAUACCCAUCAGGGAAGGUUGACGGGUUGUUAGCACGUUUGCGACACCUAGAAAAAAGCUUCAAAAACAUCGACUUAAGUCUAGUUGGCCUUGUAAUGUCUGUUGUAAACAUUCUCCUAAUCUCAAAAAUGCAGCUAUGUGCCGCAAUACAACGUAGCCCGAUAUCACUUCCUUUCUGAAAAAUAAACAAAAUGUUGUUCUUUGCUGGCUGCUUAUAAACCACGAAAAAUACAAUAAAAAGAUUUUCGGUUAUAUUCUAUAGGCGGCUCUGGAGUACUUGCAUAAGAAUGAAAAAAUCGGUCACGCCUAGUCAAUAGAGAAUAUUGAAAUUUUUUUAUUUUUUUUUUUGUUAAUAUGCAUAAAAGUUGAAGUCGCACGCAGACUGAUAUUGGCCAUAGGUCAAAUCGGUAAAAGGUUACGCCCACAAUAUAAUAUAAAUUGAAAACGUCUUGUCUUUGUGACUUUUUGUCUACUAUUCAUUAACUACAACAGAAACGCCAUGUAAAUUUGCACCUUCAUUCCCCAAAAUAGAAAUAUUUAGCCACUCUGAAAUAU